Messenger RNA from Nicotiana tabacum (common tobacco), 1648 nucleotides. The record is from RefSeq and is a predicted model, not a curated record. NCBI's taxonomy places the organism in Eukaryota, Viridiplantae, Streptophyta, Magnoliopsida, Solanales, Solanaceae.
UUAGUCUCAACUUGUUCCCCAAAUCAAAUUAAAUCGUCCCUUUUGCCUUUGAAUAAUCAACCCAACAAUCAUUUGAGCUCAAGCUUCUAAUAGUUACAAGAAGAAGCUGGCAUUUGUCAUUUGACAGCUGCAAUGCAUAUUUGAUGUGUAGUACAGUAAUUUUCUACCACUAGAAAAAUCUUGGCGUAGGUCAAGUGUGUAUUAGAGAGGGGAGGGGAAGCAAGUAACUGGAAAGCAGUUCAGUUUCUUCAUCUUUGUUGGUUGAGUUGUCUUCAGCAAGAAGGAAAACAAUCAGCAAAUGGAUAGGAGGAAUGAUGGAUUUCCUCUCGAGAGAACAUUACCAAAUCCGCCUCCAUUGCCUGUGGCUUGGAACUCACCAAUAAUGCGAAGAAACUGCUCCAAUUUUACUGCUGCAAAGAAUAUGUGGGAUUGCCUCUUUGAUGAAGGUUACAGAGCUGAUGUCUCAAUUAAUACAGAUAACGGUGGCACCAUCUAUGCACAUGCUAGUAUUCUGGGUAUGGCUUCUCUAGUAUUCAAAAGCAUGUUGAACCUGAAUCAGUCAAGAACUCACGGUUGUAGAGGUCAUCAACGAUCAAUCUCUAUACGUGGGGUUCCACCUGAAGCUGUUCAGAUUUUCAUUCGGUUUUUGUAUUCUGCCAGCUAUGAAGAAGAUAAAAUGCAGGAACAUGCGCUGAAUCUAUUGGUGCUCUCACAUGCAUAUGUAGUGCCUCAUCUAAAGCGAGAAUGUGAGCGGCAGCUGCUGGAGCGAGGAUUGAUAACUACGGACAAUGUGGUUGACAUCUUUCAGCUUGCACUUUUAUGUGAUGCCCCGCGCCUUAGCCUCUUUUGUCACCGUUUUAUGUUGAAACGUUUCAAGGCUAUAUCUUCCACACAAGGAUGGGAAGCCAUGAAAAAAAGCCACCCUGUGCUUGAAAAACAGAUUUUGAAAUCUGUAAAUGAUGAGGAUAUUAGGAAGAAGGAAAGAGUGAGAAAAAUGAAUGAGAGAAAAGUGUAUGUGCAACUAUAUGAGGCAAUGGAAGCUCUGGUUCACAUAUGCAAAGAUGGUUGUCGAACUAUUGGUCCAUACGAUAAGGUCUUGAAAAAAGAUCAAACACCUUGUAAAUAUGCAGCAUGUAAAGGGCUAGAAUUGCUCAUUCGUCACUUUGCUGGAUGUAAGAUGAGAGUUUCCUGUGGCUGCAUUCACUGCAAGAGAAUGUGGCAAGUUUUGGAACUGCAUUCUCGCCUUUGUUCUGAUUCGGAUGUUUGUCGAGUUCCUUUAUGCAGAUUGACGUUUGAACAGGAAUUUCAAGCAGAGGAGGAGGAGACAGAAGAAGAAGGAUGAAAUAAAAUGGAGAAUAUUGGUGAGAAAGAUAGUAAGAUCCAAGAGCAUUUCAGGAAUAACGUUCUUCUCAUUAGGCUCCUCAUGAUCUGAUAAAAUGUGCAUAUAUUCAGUCCUGUCAAAGUCAGAAUUCAUCAAUAAUCUUCUUGGUCAUAUAAGCUUUGACACAGAUCUAGAUUUCUACUAUGUUAGACUAAUUAAUUAGAGCAGUAUUUUUGGCUUCACCAUAUUGAAGAUUAAUUUCAUGUAAUAUUGUUCAUUGAUUUUUCUUAUUGUAAUAAUAAAGUCGUAAAAUUAUUUUUGUCAACA